AUGGAGCUGCACCCUCUCGAAGCCGCAGCGGUGCGCAUCCUGUUUUGUGGCCGACCAGCUCUGACGACAGGUGUCGUGAAUCUGCGCGUGCUUCUUGGCGGCGAUGGACAGUACUGCCUGGCAGAGAAGCGAAAGGCAAAGCUGCACCACAGUAGCCGUCAUUGUACCGGGGGAAACGUUUCAGGCAGCAACAGCUUCGAAAUUGGUGGUGAUGCUGAGGAGAAGCGCGAGAGUGUCUACCGCGUCUGCUCCUCUGAUGGACUGCCCGACGGGUGCUACUAUGUGAAAGCAGAUCGGCACUACUGGGUCAUGCACGUGAAGGAAGAGCCCAGGGUAGCCUUCGCAGCAGCAGUAGCAACACCAACGCCGCCUUCCAUAUCCGUGUCAGGCACGCAAGUCACUUUAGUCUCGCCGCCGAUGCCUCUGGCAACAACCGCAUCGACAGCGGAGCACUCGAAGGUAGAAGAAGAUGAGUUGACGAGCUACAAGCAAGACGGGGGGAGUGCUGCCAGUGCUCCGGCGGCGGCGGAUGCGAUGUCUGGGACGGCAGAGUCGUCGUCAGCACUGAUACCUGCAGGUGAUGCCGGGUGUGCUAGUACAGAAAGUAAGCGACAACGGACGAUUUCGACGAAGAGAAAGUGUACGCGACGUGCGAAGGCUGUCGAAGAGGACGUUGACAACCUCCCGCUGAUCAACACCACGUUCUUCAAUCCAACUCCUCUCGCGGAAGCGUCGCCACUGGAAGAGCACCCGCAGCAGGAGGGGGCUUCUAGGCAUACUGUGAGCGUGGUCGGCGAUGUUAAGGCGAUGCGAAGGGAGAAAUUAUUGGACAUUCCUCCCUCAGCGCGGCCGUCAGCCACAGUGGCAGCCGACAUCCUCGUCGCGUGUGAAGAACCGCAAUCCUCACAGCAGCAGCUGGAACAGCAGUCGGAGAGACGCAAGAAGACUUCACGGGUGCACGUUGACGCAGUCGCGGAGGAAGGCAAAGACAACGAGACUGCUACGGCAGGAAGCUGUGUGAGCACGAAAAGGGCACGUGGCGGCACCAGCUCAGGCGGCGGCAAUAAGGCCAAUGGCAAUGCGGUGGGCGGCGCACCUCCUGCGGAGCAGCUGGCCGAACUCGCCGCCGAUUCAUCUCAACCCACGAAGAAGCCGCAGCAGCGUGGAAAGCGGUGCCGCAAUAAUGAUCUCACUGCUGAGGAGUCGUCGGUACUCCCGCCUGUGUGGCACCCGAGCGAUCAGCCCAAGUCCUUUCUGUCGUCUUCCACGGAGAAGUCGCCGCUGCCGACGCAGAAAACGGCCAAGGCAGCGCAGAAGAAUAAGGAUCUGAGGUCAGACGAGGUCGAGGCGUGCGCGUCUGCGUCCGCUACUAAGCUAACGGAUGCAGGCCCUCCGCUGCUGUCGACAAUCACAAACAGAGAUACCGAGAGUGCUCCCACGCCGGCACCACCCGCACGCAAGUCGCGCAAGUCUAGCGCGGCAACCUCAGCGACGUCCGCAGCAGCAACAUCGGAUGCAGCUGGCACGGCCACUCUUUCGAAAAUACCAACACCGCCUCCCCUCCACUCUGUGCCGAGUGCCGGGCACGCCACACACGGACCGGAACAGAAGACACCAAGUCGUGCAGGCACGAACACUGCUUCUAUUGUUCCCUCUCCGCAGCAGCAGGUAGCGAAUUCCUCUGCGAUGCGAUCUCCAGCGUCGGUGCCGCAGGACACCACCCCAGAUGUCCUCUACAGCAACCGUAGCAGCGACGGCCACGCAGAGGCACGCCGCAGCACUGCCAGCAGUAUCGCGGCUCCUGUUACCCAUCCCAAACUGCGGCAGCAGUGGCAAUCGCAGGUGCAGCAGCACGACCAUCACUCAGCACUCAACUCCCCCUCGACCCGAUCGCAGCCCGGCGCAAAUCGAUCGGCAAGCACUAGCAGUCUCCUGAGGCCUCUCCCGUCUCCGCUGCUGCAGCGCCAGUCUCCGGGGAGUGAUAUCAGCGGUGGCGCCGCCGGGUCGAGGGGGUUUCACGAGGGUGCGAUGAACGGAGGCGGCGGGGGCGGUGGCUUCUUUCCUUUUGACAGCCCUGCGUUGGGAUUCACACAGGUGCACCACACGCUGGCAGAAGAGUUCAGCCUUGACGUGUCAGAGUCAGAGUCGUCGUCGGCAGCCUCGGAGUACCUCUGCGAUGUGGAAGAGUGA
Leishmania braziliensis MHOM/BR/75/M2904 is the source of this 2190-nucleotide messenger RNA. RefSeq lists its product as hypothetical. The coding region runs from base 1 to 2190 and encodes 729 amino acids. The record is from RefSeq and is a predicted model, not a curated record. NCBI's taxonomy places the organism in Eukaryota, Euglenozoa, Kinetoplastea, Trypanosomatida, Trypanosomatidae. The transcript has a single exon.